AUGGUGGUUGGUGUAGAAACACCAACUGUAGAGGAGGGGGUUGGGUUUUGGAGAGGAAAAUCUAUUGAAUGUAGAGGUAGUGGGAGGUUACUUAGCUUGAAAAGGCUUUUGAGAGGGAAAUGCGAUCUUGCUGCUCAAAAUUAUAAUACUUUCCUAAGAGAGAAAGCUAAAAUCAACUGGAUUCAAGAUGGUGAUGUUAAUUCUAAAUUCUUUCAUACAAGUAUAAAGCUAAGACAAGCUCAAAAUUCCAUCUCUGAAAUCGAAGACUCAUCAGGUAACAUUAUCACUGAUCAUAAUGGUAUUUCAAAUGUUCUCAUUGAUUACUUUAGCACUAAAUUUGCUCGUCAAGAUAUUACUGUAAGUGAUUCCUUCUUUGAAGCUGCUCCAAAAGUUAUUAAUGAUGAAGAUAACUCCUUCUUAGAAAACUUGCCCACUGAAGAUGAUAUCAAAAAUGCUACUUUUGAUCUAAACCCAGAUGGUGUUUCUGGUCCAGAUGGAUUCACUGGCUCUUUUUACAGAUUUGCUUGGAAGGUGCUUCUUGCUUCUGAGCUUGUCAAUGAAUUGUCUGUUAAAAGAAGAGGUGGUAAUUUGGGACUUAAAUUGGACAUUUCUCAAGCUUAUGACACUAUGAGUUGGGAUUUUCUUUAUAAAGCUCUAACCAGUUUUGGUUUCUCUGGAAAAUUCUGUGAUUGGAUUAUGUUCCCUGAUAAAUAUCUAGGGGUUAAUCUGGUUCAAGGGAAGAUUAAAUCCACUCAUUUAUGGCACUUAGUGGAAUAUAUGCAACAUAGAUUGUCUUCUUGGAGUGGUAAACUGUUAAGCUUUCAAGCUAGACCCACUCUGGUUGAGUUUGUCCUUUGUAGUAUUCCAGUAUAUAAUAUGUCCAUCUACAAAUGGCCUAAGAAGGUGAUUAAAUCUUGUGAAAGAAUUAUAAGGAACUAUCUAUGGUCAAGUAAUGCUGAAGAGAAAAAAUGUGUGACUUUAAAGUGGAAUAAAGUUUGUACUCCUCUUGAAGAAGGAGGUUUGGGAAUAAGGAGACUUGAAGAUUUCAACAGAGCUUUAUUAAUGAAAUUCCUUUGGAAAAUGCUUCAAUCUAAGGAAGAAUGGGCCCUUUUCUUCUUAGCUAAAUACACUGACAAAAAUGGCAGCUGGAUUACUUACUAUAAAAAAUCUUCAAUUUGGCCUGAAAUCAAGUGGAUAAUACCAAGUUUCAAAAGUCUUACCAGAUGGACUGUUGGAGAUGGUUCUCAAAUUUAUUUUUGGUAUGAUAAAUGGAUCUUUGAAGAUUCUUUAAGUAAUAUGUUUCCAAACCAUUCUCUUAUUACUCAAUAUCCAAAUUUAAAAGUUAGUAGUCUGAUUAUGAAUGGUCAAUGGAGAAUCCCUGACGAUCUUCUCCAAUUUUUCCAAAUUGAGCAAUUACCUGUUAUUGGAACUGGUGCAGAUACUUUAGUCUGGAGCAGUAAUCAUACUGGCAUGUUUUCUGUUGCUGAUGCAGUGAAGAAUAUCAGGAAUCCUUUGCCUAAGCUACACUGGUAUAAAAAAAUAUGGAAUCAUGCAGUUUUGCCUUCUACUUUUGCUAAUAUAUGGAAAAUUACAAGGGAAGCUUGUGCAACUGAUGAGAACUUGAAAACAAAAGGUUUCAAUAUAGCUUCAAGAUGUUACAUCUGUCAUAAUGAUAUUGAUUCCUUAAAUCACUUACUGUGGAAUUGCAGCUUUAGUAGACAGCUUUGGAAUUGGUUGGGAGAAUUUAUAGCCAGUAUAAGAGCUCUUGAAUGGGCUCUGGAAAAUCAGAAGUUUAAGAUCAUUCUGCAAACUGAUUCUAAGGCUUGUGCUACAACCUUAUUGAAUAAGAAGAUACCAUGGUUCUUGAUGGCUAGAUGGCAGAGAGUUUUAAGUGGACUGCACAGUAUUUCUGUCAGACAUGCUUACAGGGAAGCAAACUUUCCAGCUAAUCAUUUUGCUAAAAAGGGUGUGCAUCUUCCAAAGGGUAUUAUCCAUAACUACAGUGAGAGACCUUCUUCCCUUACUCAAAUGGAAUUCCCAGAUAGGCCCUAUUACAGAUUUGAGUAA
Messenger RNA from Papaver somniferum (opium poppy), 2067 nucleotides. RefSeq lists its product as uncharacterized. The transcript has 5 exons. Gene Ontology annotation, molecular function: RNA-DNA hybrid ribonuclease activity; nucleic acid binding. The record is from RefSeq and is a predicted model, not a curated record. Bases 1 to 2067 code for a protein of 688 amino acids. NCBI's taxonomy places the organism in Eukaryota, Viridiplantae, Streptophyta, Magnoliopsida, Ranunculales, Papaveraceae.